Messenger RNA from Neopsephotus bourkii (Bourke's parrot), 1316 nucleotides. RefSeq names its product neuraminidase 3 (gene NEU3). The transcript is spliced from 4 exons. Gene Ontology annotation, molecular function: exo-alpha-sialidase activity. NCBI's taxonomy places the organism in Eukaryota, Metazoa, Chordata, Aves, Psittaciformes, Psittacidae. Gene Ontology annotation, cellular component: membrane; lysosome; cytoplasm. Gene Ontology annotation, biological process: oligosaccharide catabolic process; ganglioside catabolic process. Bases 36 to 1283 code for a protein of 415 amino acids. The record is from RefSeq and is a predicted model, not a curated record.
GGAGGCUGCGGCUGUGAGGGCACCAGGACACAGCCAUGUCCCAGCCCAUCUCCUGCCCCAAGGAGCAGGGGGAUGGCGCGGAGACCCCCCCCAAGCCAUCACCAUUGGGAUCCCCGCUUCUCUUCCCUGGGGAGACGCUGUUCCGGCAGGCCGGCGGGGUCACCUACCGCAUCCCGGCGCUGCUCUACAUCCCACCGGCAGCCACGUUCCUGGCCUUCGCCGAGAAGCGGUCCUCAGCCAGGGAUGAGGAUGCCAAGUACCUGGUGCUGCGGCGGGGCCGGCGGCACGGCCCCUCGGUGCAGUGGGGCCCGGUCCAGGACCUCUCCUCUCUGACCCUUCCCGGCCGCCGCACCAUGAGCCCGUGUCCCCUUUACGACUCCUCCACCGGCACCACCUUCCUGUUCUGCAUCUGCGUGCAGCGGGGCCGCUCGGAGCGGGGCCAGCUCUGGCGCGGCUGCAGCGCCGCCCGCCUCUGCUUCGCCACCAGCCCCGACGGCGGCCGCGCCUGGAGCCCGCUGCGGGAUGUGACGGACGAGGCCAUCGGCACCGACCUGUCCCGUUGGGCUACGUUCGCUGUGGGGCCGGGCCACGGCAUCCAGAUGGAUUCGGGGCGCUUGGUGGUGCCGGCCUAUGCUUACUACAUCCACAGGCGCCUGUGCGGGGUCCUGCCGCUGCCCUGCUCCACGCGGCAGCAUUCCCUUGUGUUUUAUAGUGAUGACAACGGGCACCACUGGCACAAGGGUGCCCUGCUCGAGGGCCAGCGGACCGGUGAGUGCCAGGUCGCCCAAAUCCCUGGGGAUGAUCCCGACGUUCCCAUGCUCUAUUGCAGCGCACGGGCACCGCGGGGAUGCCGGGCCGUGGCGCUCAGCACCGACCUCGGGCUGCGCUUCCAGCCCCCGGUGCAGUGCCCGGUGCUGGGUGAGCCCCCUCGGGGGUGCCAAGGCAGCGUCGUGAGCUUCCCCGCACCGCAUCACCCCGGCCCCGGCCCCGCACCGGCCUGGCUGCUCUACUCGCAUCCCAUCGACCGGCACCGGCGCCGCGAUCUGGGCCUCUACGUGAACCCCUCGCCGCUGGACCGCGAUGCGUGGUGGCACCCAUGGGUGCUGCGGGAGGGGCCGGCAGGGUACUCGGACCUGGCUGCGUGUCCCGAUGGGCUCUUUGGGUGCUUGUUUGAGUGCGGGGCUCAGAGCGCCUGCGAGGAAAUCGCCUUCUGCCUCUUCAGCCUGGGCGCCUCCAUCCGCGGCGAGCAGAGCAUCGGUACCCCCGGAACGGAGCCGGGAUAGAGGGGGAGCAUUCCCGAGCGCUGGACCCCAGAG